GACCCGUCUCAGCUGAAGUUUGUGACAGUCACCUGAUCGAAACAAACGCAUGAUCAGGGAGGCGUAUGGCAAAUUAGUUUGCUUUUCUGUCUUUAGCAGUGCUGUCAAAUUGGGUUUUUGAUUGAGCAUGGUUUGAAACAACAUCUUAAGGAGCAGUUUAACAUGCCUCGUAUCAGCUAACGACAUUUGUGUGAACUCCACAGAAAGCAGCUGGCAGUCUCGUCCAUCGAGUCUGUGAAGUUGGUCUUCAUCAAAUCUUCACCAUGCCUCUGUCAGCAGCCGUCAUCAGUGGAGUGCAGAAAUUGGUUCUGUACGAAACUAGAGCCAGGUAUUUCCUUGUGGGGAGCAAUCACGCCCAAACCAAACACCGUGUUCUGAAAAUCGACCGCACUGAGCCCAAGGACCUGGCGAUUAUUGAUGAUAAGCAUGUCUACAAUCAGCAGGAGGUGAGAGAGCUCCUGGGACGUCUGGAUCUGGGCAACCGCACCAAGAUGGGCCAGAAGGGCUCCUCAGGUCUGUCCAGAGCUGUGUCAGCCUAUGGCAUCGUGGGCUUUGUCCGAUUCCUUGAGGGUUAUUACCUCGUGUUGAUCACCAAGCGGAGGAAGAUGGCCGACAUUGGUGGUCACUCCAUAUACAAGAUAGAGGAUACUAACAUGAUCUACAUCCCCAAUGACUCAGUGAGGGUGACACAUCCUGACGAGGCCAGAUACGUGAGGAUCUUUCAGAAUGUGGACCUGUCCAGUAACUUCUACUUCAGCUACAGCUAUGACCUGAGCCACUCCCUGCAGUACAACCUGACGCUGCUGCAUAGCCCGUGUGACCCGGGCACAGUGGAGGAGGUGCACACACGGAGCAGCAGACAGCAGGACAGCUUCGACAUCUUCGAGGACGAGGGCCUGCCCACACAAGUGUUCCACGGCCUCCAGAGUGAACCGUACGCCAAGUACGUGUGGAACGGCAAGCUCCUGGAGCGCGUCAAGGACACGGUGCAUCCUGAUUGGCUCAUGUACAUCAUCCAUGGCUUCUGUGGCCAGUCCAAGCUCCUGAUCUACGGUCGUCCGGUUUAUGUCACCCUCAUCGCCAGGCGCUCCAGUAAAUUCGCUGGCACCCGCUUCCUCAAGAGAGGAGCCAACUGCGAGGGCGACGUAGCCAAUGAGGUGGAGACUGAGCAGAUCAUCCACGAUGCGUCGGUGAUGUCAUUCACGGCGGGGAGUUACUCUUCGUACGUUCAGGUCAGGGGUUCCGUUCCCCUCUAUUGGUCCCAGGACAUCUCCACCAUGAUGCCUAAACCACCUAUACGAUUGGACCAGGCCGACCCCUAUGCCCAUGUAGCUGCCCUCCAUUUUGACCAGAUGCUCCAGCGGUUUGGCUCGCCCAUCAUCAUCCUCAACCUCGUCAAGAAAAGAGAGAAGAGAAAGCAUGAGAAGAUCCUCAGUGAGGAGCUCUUCCCAGCUGUAAUCAACCUCAACCAGUUCCUCCCUCCAGAACACUGCAUCGACUACAUCGCCUGGGACAUGGCCCGAUACACCAAGAGUAAGCUGUAUAACGUGCUGGACCGUCUUAGUAUGAUAGCAGAGAACGUGGUCAAGAGGACCGGCUUCUUCAUCAACCGCUCUGACUUCUUCUGCCACACCCUGAGACCAGACGAGAGGUGGGGAGAUCUUGGGGGAAGUCUCACCUCAAGUGGGCGUGUCCAGACAGGUGUGUUGAGGACGAACUGUGUGGACUGCCUGGACCGUACUAACACGGCCCAGUUCAUGGUGGGGAAGUGUGCUCUGGCCUAUCAGCUCUACGCUCUGGGCAUGAUUGACAAGCCCAAGCUGCAGUUCGACACGGACUGUGUUAGGCUGUUUGAGGAGCUGUAUGAAGACCAUGGGGACACCCUGUCUCUGCAGUACGGGGGCUCCCAACUGGUCCACAGGGUGAAGACCUACCGGAAGAUAGCCCCCUGGACACAGCACUCCAAAGACAUCAUGCAGACCCUGUCCCGUUACUAUAGCAACGCUUUCUCAGAUGCAGACCGGCAGGAUGCCAUCAACCUGUUUCUGCAGGUGUACCAGCCAUCAGAGUCUAAGCCUCACCUCUGGGAGCUGCCCACUGACUUCUAUCUGCACCAGAGGAACUCUAUGGCACUGACCCACGACAGGCGCAGCUAUACGUACUGGUGGUCGGAGGGGAUCUUAUCCUACCUGCCUCUGCCCUAUGAUGAAGUUCCCUGUGAGGAGAAUAUGAAGAAGGUAGGGGUGAGGAGAGUGAACCGUUACGACGAGAGCAUCGAUACCUACACAGAGUUCUUCAAACCCUACGAACUCACCUCCUUUGACGACACCUUCUGCAUAGCUAUGACCAACUCUGCACGGGAGUUGAUGCCCAAGACAGUAGGAGUGGACCCCAGCCCCUUCACUGUGCGCAAGCCAGAGGAGACUGGGAAAUCUGCUGUGAUUGGUGCUAAGAGCAGUAAGGAGGAGACGGUGGUCCAGAGGAAGACAGCAGCCAGCGCCCCCCCACCCCCCAGCGAGGAACAGAUCUCCAGCAGCUCAGAGGACGACUCCGAGGACGACCGCGACGAUGACGGAUCAGUGUCCCAACGCUCCACCCCCAUCAAACUACUGACCGAGUCUGGGGAGAGCGUCCGCACUCAGGAGGACUUCCUGCAACAGUCCAUGAGGGAAACCUAUGGACUCAACCUGGCCGCGCUCCCUGCCGAGGAGGACAUGCUCAUAUAUGAGAGGUUUGCCUAUCUGGGCCAGAACCAGCACAAGUUGGAGAGAACCGAACCCUCAGUCCUGGAGAACGCCAUCAACGUUGUUCCUGUGUCAUGCUUUACGACUGACAGUAUAUACGAGGUGUCGUCUCCGCAGGUGGACAGGGACAACAGGGAGGUGUUUGAGGGCCACGUGCUAACUGGCCUUGGCCAGGUGAGAUCACUGUGCCGAGAGGACAUACUCAUGUACAGAGAGUACAUCAAGAACAGGUACAUGUGAUGUGAGCGGCGCCGUAACCAUAGAAAUAGAAUGAAUAGAAUGGUCAUCCCCAUUAAAGUCAAUGAUGGCACAAGGGGUGGACUGGUGGCCAUUGCGAGUGUACCCAUAGGAGCAAAGCAGGAAGUAAAAGCAGGAAGUGUGCCAUCAAUCUGUGAUGUGAUCUGUUAAAUCAACUGACAUGACAAAAAAAUACAUUCCAUUGUAAGAUCCACAUCAGUUAGCAUCAUUUGAAUGAACAUUCUACAUUACCAUGGAAAUGAUUGAAUCACCAGGCAGCCAAUACAAGUGUACCCAUGAGUUUACCAGUCAUAUUGCCAGGAUCAGAGAUUCCAAGCCUGUUCUAUUCAUUCUAUUUCUAUUGCCAUAACCACAUCUCAACCAUGGAGCAACCAUCGAUCAACCACAUCUCAACGUUGGAUCAACCACGCUCUUGACCACAGCCCCAUUACCUGCAAGGAGAGUGGAUUGUAGUUUCAUGGUAUACAGUGGACUCCCAAUCAAAGGCUUCUCAGGCUGAUGAGAGGACCGUUAGGGACUGUUUCCAGAAGAGGCAGGAAAAUAUUCCUAGUCUGUUUUAUGACUUCAUAUUUUUCAGUAGUUAUUUUAGAGUGACAGCAGUAAAGGAUGAAAACAGGUUAUUCAUUUCAGUUAUUUUAGUCAUGAUCGUGUAUGGCUUCCAAGGUUAAACAAGUGUUUAAUUGUUUUCUUUUUCUCUCUCAUGCCAUUUUAAACACAUCACUGCUUUUUUUAAUAUAGCUUUUGAGUUUUACACACAUUUACCACAGCUGUCGUUUUUUCUGUUUGGAUGUUGGACAAAAUAAACUUAUCAUGUUUAAAAAACUAAUUGAUUUAAUUCCAUUUCAUAUAAAUAAUGAAGAUUAUGAUUUUCAUUGUUUUGCACCUUUUAUUUUGCUUUUUUAAUUGUCUUUAAUUUAUUUUGUUUAGGAUAACUGCCUAUCUAAAUACUGAGGGUGAAUAAGUGUGUAGCGCCAUAUUAAACUUGUAUAUUUAUUAAAUGUCAUGUAAAUGUAAA
Molecule: messenger RNA, 4017 nt
Organism: Salmo salar (Atlantic salmon)
Lineage: Eukaryota; Metazoa; Chordata; Actinopteri; Salmoniformes; Salmonidae
Gene: fig4a
Product: FIG4 phosphoinositide 5-phosphatase a
Biological process (GO): phosphatidylinositol dephosphorylation
Cellular component (GO): intracellular membrane-bounded organelle
Molecular function (GO): phosphatidylinositol-3,5-bisphosphate 5-phosphatase activity
Source: RefSeq, a predicted model, not a curated record